GUUCGUCUAUAUUCAGAGGCCGGAGCCCCGACAUUCAUCUUCCGUUGCACUCCGUACCAAAGAGAAUACUUCAGAGUCCGAGGGGGAUAAAUCCGCUCUACACUCAUUCUCCAAAUCACACCAAUUAUUUCACCCGCAAAUGCACAGGCCAGUGACAGACGGAUACAUCCACCAACAACCACGCGGAGACCUACCUGUCCAUGACUCAGAGGAUCAAAGCGAAUCCUGGAAGCCUUCGAUUGCCAUUAUCGCGCCGGUAAUUUGCGUUUCUGCGAAAUUUGAGAAUAGUUGUGAUUUUAUGCAAGAUUAUUGUGCUUUUUGAUCGAUGAGAAUUGGCGAAGUUUGUGGAGAAAGCCUGCAGUUGAAUUGAGGAGGGGUUAAAGGAUUCUGUUCAGCGGAGGCCGAAAAUGAGCAGCGAGAGGCAGGCGGUGAAGGUUCUGGACCUUGUUGAGGAAGCAAAGAGGAGAAUUGUGCUUCUCAUUGUUUGCGCGGUUGGACUCUCGUAUCUCAUGUCAUUGACAAGCUCUUCAGUUUUAGUCAACCUGCCUGCUGCCGUUUGAUUUUCUCACUUCGUUAUCUAUAGUCUCUAUUUUUCAUUUUAAUUAUUAGUAAAAUUCAUUACUCUCACUGCUUUUGAACACAUAACCAAGCUGCUUUCUUUUGGAAUGGGUAAUUUUCUCUAUUGAUAUACAGUGACAAGCUCUUCAGUUUUAGUCAACCUGCCUGCUGCCGUUCUCUUGAUUUUCUCACUUCGUUAUCUAUCACUGGAUUUUGAGGCACGGAGGAAAGCUGCAACUUACAAGGGAAAGUCAUUCACUGUAGAUAGUGAUUGCCAGAAAAUACAAGUUGAGUGCCCAAAAGUUAUAUCUAAAAAGUCUGAUUGGAGAAUGAAAGUGGGUUCACCUAUCGUGGAGGAAGCAAUAGAUCACUUCACAAGACACAUAGUCUCUGAGUGGGUUACAGAUCUCUGGUAUGCUCGUAUAACUCCUGAUAAGCAAGUUCCGGAAGAGCUUGUGCAGAUCAUGAACUCUGUGCUGGGGGAAGUUUCAUUUCGCAUGAGAAAUAUCAAUCUUAUAGAUCUUUUAUUAAGAGACACUAUCCAUUGUUUAUGCUCCCAUUUAGAUCUUUUUCGUGUUUGUAAAAUGAAGAUAGAAAAAACACACUCAAGAUCCCUAACCAUAGAAGAGCGUGACAUGGAGCUUAAGUUAAUGUUAGCUGCAGAGAGCAAAUUGCAUCCUGCUUUAUUUUCUCCUGAAGCUGAGCACAAGGUUCUCCAGCACCUCAUGGAUGGCCUAAUUUCAUUUACAUUCAUGUCAGAUGAUCUACAAUGCUCUCUAUUCCGCUACAUUGUCAGGGAGCUUCUUGCUUGUGCAGUAAUGCGGCCUGUACUGAAUAUAGCUAACCCAAGAUUUAUUAAUGAGAGGAUUGAAAUUUUAGUGGCUUCUUUAAAAAAGACCGAGAAAGUUCCAGAGGCAACCCAAGUACAUCCACAGUCCAACACCAGUGGAUUCUCUAAAGUGUCAUCCAACACUUUUUCUCCUUUCAUAGACCAUUCUGUUAAGGGUGUUGAACUUGUAGAAUUGAAAAAGGACGUGUCUGAUAAUAGCAUGGAAAACAAUAUGAAGGACAAUUUGAAUGGAACUGACUUAUCGAAAGAUCCAUUGCUUUUGAUUGACACACGAUCAACACGAUCUUGGAGUGCCUUGCCUACACCAACCCAUUCCAAUGAUGGAAGACUUGUUAAACGCCAUCAUUCUGGAGGUGAGUGGGGUGACAUGCUAGAUGUGUUUUCUCGCAGAAAGAAUGAAGCUCUUGCCCCAGAACAUUUUGAUAACAUGUGGGCAAAAGGCAAAAACUAUAAAACAAACGAGGAUAAGAAGCCUUCUUAUGAUCCAACUCACAGUUCUUUAGGUACAUCUAAAGCUGUGCGCACGUCAAAGGUAGGUCUGCGGCAUAAUGGAAACGAUGGUGAAAACAAGGGUGAUGAUGAGUUUGAUGACUUGCUGUCAGACGAGGAUGUGUCAGAGAGCAGUUCACAUUCAACUGAAGAGGAAGAAACCAGUGUUGGUCUUCGAUCUCCUGUGAUUAAAGUAUGGGAUGGUAAAAAUAGAAGAAAUGUUACCCAUGUCCAUCAUCCCCUUGAAAGUACACAAAGGAAAAAGUCUGGAAGGAAGGGAAUUAAAGGACAGAAUCUGUCUAAACAAUCAAGCAAAACAUCAUCUGGUUUAAAGAGGUCUAGAAUGAAUGAUCACAGAGAACAUGUCUGGCAAGAGAUUGAAAGAAGAAGCUUCUUAUCAGGAGAUGGGCAUGAUAUACUGAAAUCCUCUAAAGAUUAUUUGAAACAUGAGAACUCAAGUGAUGAUUCUGGGACAGAAAUGCCUGGGAGGCUAUCUAGUGGAACAACUGCAACAUCUUCUUUUGCUACAAGCAAUUUAUUUGAGAAUCAUUUUUUGGAUGCAGAUACUUCAAAAUCCUCUAGCUUUGCAGAAUCUUUUAUGAAAUUAAGAUGUGAGGUCAUAAGUGGGAAUAUUGUAAAAAGUGGCACCAAAACAUUUGCUGUUUAUUCAAUAUCUGUUACAGACACAUACAGUAAUAAUUGGUCAAUAAAGAGAAGGUUCAGCCACUUUGAGGAGCUACAUAGACGUCUUAAGGAGUUUUCAGAAUAUAAUCUUCAUUUGCCGCCCAAGCAUUUCUUCUCAACCGGCCUUGAUGUGCCAGUCGUCCAAGAACGGUGUAAAUUGCUUGACAGAUAUCUGAAGAAACUUUUGCAGCUCCCAAGUAUUUCCAGCUCAAUUGAAGUCUGGGACUUCCUUAGUGUUGAUUCUCAGACUUACAGUUUCUCAAACUCUCUGUCAAUCAUUGAAACGGUGUCAGUUUCAGUUGAUUUGGAUGGAACAUUGCAUGGAAGAAGUAAAGAACAAAUGCAAAAUAUAGGUCCCAUGAUUGAUUCAAUAUCCUCCAACAGCAGGCAUUUUAAUGAUGAAAAAAAUGUCUAUGCUUCAAGGAUGAAAGCUAAUCAUGGGGUGGAUGCCUCUAGAUUGGACUACAGAUAUGCAGCAGCGCUCUCCUCAAAAGAGCUCAACAAAGAAAACAGAAAUUCUAUUGAGGACUCAAGCAGCGAUUCUGACAAUGUGGUACUGAAGAAAACAAUUUAUUCCUCGAAAGCAGAGAAGGCGGCAAAUGUGGGCGAUGCUACUGCACAUGCAUCAUCUGAGUUGCCUGUCAAUGAUUCUGCUGAUCCAACUCUUCCAAGUGAGUGGAUACCCCCAAAUUUAAGUGUUCCCAUAUUAGAUUUGGUGGAUGUUGUUUUUCAGCUUCAGGAUGGUGGGUGGAUCAGGAGGCAGGCAUUCUGGAUUGCGAAACAAGUGUUACAAUUGGGAAUGGGUGAUGCCUUUGAUGACUGGUUAAUAGAAAAAAUCCAACGUCUACGACUGGGGUCAGUAGUUGCUGCAGGAGUCAAGCGUGUUGAACAGAUUCUCUGGCCUGAUGGUAUAUUCAUAACAAAGCAUCCAAGAAGACAGCGACCUAUCCCAACCGCAACUCCAUCCAGUAAUUCACCUCAUGGGACCCCUACUUUAACAUCUGUGUCUAAGGUGGAGGUAAUCCAGAAUCCAGAUGAGAUGCAGCGGGUGGAAGAUGAGAGACGUGCAAAAUUAGUUUACGAGCUAAUGAUUGAUAAGGCGCCAGCUGCUAUUGUGGGUCUAGUUGGCCGUAAGGAGUAUGAACAAUGUGUGAAGGAUCUAUAUUUCUUCAUCCAGUCAUCUGUUUGUUUGAAGCAAUUAGCUUUAGAUCUCAUAGAGCUGGUGUUGUCGUCUGCAUUUCCUGAGCUGGAUUACGUGUUUAAGGAGUUCCGAGAAGAGAAGGGAAAGUUUGGAGUACUUAGAGAGGACUAGUAGGGAAAAUUUUGUUUUUGUUUUUCUUUUUCUUUCCCCCACUGUACAGUUUCAGGGCUGGCUUGCAAAAAAAAAGAAAAGAAAAAGAGCAAUCUGCAAAAAUAUAUCGAUGUCUGUCUACUGGUUUGGUGCAAAUUAAUUAUGAAGGGGAAUAGAUGUUUGAUCUACUUAACAAUUCUAAGAGAGCCAUCAUUUACUUUAGAUUGAUGCAAAUACAUGUUCGAGUACAACCAAGUUCAUGUUUUUUUUUUAUAUAAAUGUAAUAGAUACUUGUUGAUAUU
Molecule: messenger RNA, 4174 nt
Organism: Cuscuta campestris
Lineage: Eukaryota; Viridiplantae; Streptophyta; Magnoliopsida; Solanales; Convolvulaceae
Source: the annotation of a GenBank genome assembly